AUGAAUGAGCAUUCCUAUUACUUCACAUUCUUGCAAGUAUUUGGGGCUGUCAGUGUUUGGAUUUUCAUUUUUCUAAUAGCAUGGUCAGUCCCUGAACUAGUGUCCUCCCGGACUGGGGAGUGCAGCGCGGGGCGGGGACUCGCAGAGAGGAGAACAGCGCAUCAACCCCAGCGGGAGGCGCGCAGGUCUCGGGAUGCGGAAGGCGGGCAGGCGCCGCGCUCCUCUCCGCCCCCACGAGCAAGACGGUCACGUGCAGCGGAGGGGCUGACCUCCGCGGGCGGGCCUGGGAGGGGCGCCGCGCAGGUGGUUCAGGGUCGCCCGAGGCUAGGCGCGAGGCGGGCGCUUGCGCAGCGCGGGGCGGAGUGCGAGCCGGGGCCGGAACCGCCGCGGGUCGGGAAGGGCGGGGAGGAGCCUGGGAGCGCGCCGGCCGCCGCAUGGGGAGGGGCGGGGCGGAGCCGCGGCGCGCGCGCCCGUCGGAGGGGGCGGGACAGAGCAGCCAUUGGGCGCGCUCAGGUUGGCCGCUGGGAGCGUGGGGCGAGCGUGGACCGCGGCGCGGCGGUGCGAUUCUUUUCCCGGCCCUUCUCCCCGCCCCAGGCGAGGGCACCGUGUGGCGGCGGCGGCGGCGGGGCCAGCGAGGCCGGAGGCGGCGGCUGUGCCCGGGCAUGGUGGUCUGGGGCAACGCGGAAGAAUCCUGUUUUGGUGGUGCAGCUCUUGGGAUCAGUGCUCUGAGCACCCAGCAGAAGAGGCUCUGAAUGCUUCGGGCUCAGUUAGUCAAGCACCGUGAGCUGCAACAGGGAACAUACAGACAGGAGGCCAGGUAAAGCCUAGUCAUCAAUCAACAGGUGAGGAAGUAGAGCCAGGCAUUGGUUGAGUGUUGAUGUUUCUGGUACAAGCUGACUCUCCGCUCAUCAUCCCACACCUUCAUCAGCCAUCAUCAUGCUGUCUGUCACCUCCUCUUCUCUGAAGAAGGCCCGGGCCAUCUUUUGAAAAUACAAAGUCCAGCAUUGAGACCCUCCCAACUGAGAGAGCAGGAAGGGCCAGGGCUGCUGAGGUGCUCCCUGAACCCCACUCAGGGGAUCUGUGUUGUUCCCACCUGGGUGUAUUGUGUGGACCCCUAAAAUUCCUCCAAACCUCUGCCUCUGCGCUUCCAGAUUGCCCCUGAAAGAAAUGAACAAUAAUCAUAAUACCCACCACGUACUGACCGCUGGUCUCUUGAGGGCUGCCUUGCCAUUGGACAACAUUUGUUGAGCUCCUACUGUUUGCCAGACAGCGGGUACAUGCUUUAUGUGUGUUUAGCCCUUCUGACAACACUGUGAUUUAGGACCUGUUAAUAUGUCUAUUUUGCUGAAAUGGAAACUGAGGUUCAGAGUGGUUAAAUAACAAGGAAAAGUCCAUGUUUUUACCCCCUACACUAAUAUAUAUGUAUAUUUGUGUAUAUAUAUUCUAUGCAUGUAUAUUUAACAUAUAUAUGAUGUUGACUGAAAAAAAUGCACAACCUCAAAGUUGAGAAAUAUGUUUUAUUGGGUGGGCAAAACUGAGGACUUAAGCCUGGGACACAGCCUCUCAGCUCUCUCUGAGGGACUGAUCCAAAAAGGAGAGGAAGGAACCAUCAACUAUAGGAGUUUUUGCAACAAAGACCAGGUCAUCGGAACAUCGAAAGAUUCCUGUUAAUUAAAGAAAACCAGACAUCUCGAGUUAA
Balaenoptera acutorostrata (minke whale) is the source of this 1699-nucleotide messenger RNA. Its product is annotated as homeobox protein cut-like 1. The transcript is spliced from 4 exons. The coding region runs from base 1 to 729 and encodes 242 amino acids. The record is from RefSeq and is a predicted model, not a curated record. NCBI's taxonomy places the organism in Eukaryota, Metazoa, Chordata, Mammalia, Artiodactyla, Balaenopteridae.